Monodelphis domestica (gray short-tailed opossum) is the source of this 969-nucleotide messenger RNA. It is a transcript of the gene OXER1, whose product is annotated as oxoeicosanoid receptor 1. Gene Ontology annotation, molecular function: G protein-coupled receptor activity. Lineage: Eukaryota; Metazoa; Chordata; Mammalia; Didelphimorphia; Didelphidae. The record is from RefSeq and is a predicted model, not a curated record. Gene Ontology annotation, cellular component: plasma membrane. Gene Ontology annotation, biological process: G protein-coupled receptor signaling pathway.
AUGUCCACUUGCAAACUGAAAGCGACCCCUGCCUUGUCAGCCUUCUUGGCGCCAGUGCUGACCUUGGAGUGUAUUGUGGGGCUAGUGGGGAAUGGCUUUGCAUUCUUCAUCUUCUGCGUCCAUAUCCGACCUUGGAAAUCUAAUACCAUUUUUCUCCUGUGCCUAGUCAUUGCUGAUUUCCUCCUGAUCAUCAACUUACCCUUUCGGAUCGAUUAUUAUGUCAAUGGCCAGAAGUGGAAUUUUGGACCUGGUGCCUGCAAAGCUAACCUCUUCAUGAUGUCCACUAACCGUACAGCCAGCAUUAUCUUCCUCACUGCUGUCGCAUUGAAUCGCUAUCUGAAGGUUGUAUGGCCCCACCACACACUGAGCCGGGCAUCUGCAAGAUCCGCAGCCCAGGUUUCCGUGGGGCUGUGGGUGCUCAUCCUGCUCAUGAAUAUGCCCCUACUCCUGCAGGAUCAUCAGCCUGUUUACUCCAAUUUCUCUUGCCUCAGCUUUACAAUAAACAGUACAGGCUCUAUUCCCCAGCGCUGGCACCACAUACUCUAUGUGCUAGAAUUCUUUCUGCCACUGGGAAUUAUCCUCUUCUCCAUCUUCAGCAUCAUCAUCACUAUCAGACGACGGAAACUGGACAAGCAAGCAGGAACACGACGGGCAGUGCUUGUACUGGGAGUAAUUGUCACCGUGUACAUUUCCUGCUUCUUGCCUAGCAUUGUCUUCGCUAUAGCCUCCAUCCUAGCUCAGCGAGUCAGUAAUUGCCAAACCCUCAACCUCUGCACAGAGCUGUUCCAUGGAGCACUGGCCUUCACCUACCUCAACAGCACCCUUGAUCCUAUGCUCUACCUUUUCUCUAGCCCCAGCUUUCUCCACCAGAGCAAGGUGCUGCUCUGUAGGGCAGAGCAGUCAGCUCAAACGUGUGAUGAACAAGAGGGUGAUGAAGGCAGCUCUUUCUACCAAACCAGAUUCAAGUAG